AUGGACCACACUCAAGACACAACCCCGACUGCCGAGGGUCAUGGUCAACUAGGAAACAGCUACCAGAUCCCCGACCAACAGGCCGCAAACAACAUCAAAGUCCAGGACUACAUCGACAACACUGCCUUGGCAACGGACCUCCAUGCCAAUGAUGCCUCCAACAGCUCAGCGACUGCCGAUGGCGGCUCCUCGGCGAUUACUUCUCCGACCAACCUGUCAUCAUGGAGCGCAUCCUCAGAUCGACAACUAGGCCACGGAAGCGUACAAGACCCCGAAGACCGCGUCUUUCCUAUUCGUUCCGUCAUUAGCGUCGACCUAGCCGCCACACCACCAGUCAACGAUGACAUUCGCGCGCGUCGUAGAAUUUCUCUGUCCGAGGGUUAUGGGACUUCAGUAGGCGGAAGGUCGACCGCCGCGGCAGGCGCCGGGAAUACCGCGACUCCCACUCGUCCGCAUGCGUCGACCGUUCCGACUGCCAAAUCAGGCGCCAUCGACCGCCGCAUGAAUGCCAUGACAGGUUCCCUGUCCAGUGUCCAGGCCGAUGCCGAUAGAUAUGGAAAAGGACGACCUAUAGAAAUUGUCUUGGGCGAUUCGUCCGAGGAAGAAUCCGAUGGCGGCGUAGACGGCAGCGGAGACGGCGGUGACCUGGGUACGAUUGGGGCAUCUUCGUCUUCUGGCAGGGAGUCUCCUGACGCUCUUCCUGAAACUCAUUUUGCGCCUCGCUUCAAGCAUAUCGUGACCAAUGAGGGCCAUGCUGUGAUUACAGGUCGUGACGGGCAGCUACAACGGUGCGAAGAUGAACCAAUUCAUACGCCGGGCGCUGUACAGGGCUUCGGAUUAAUGGUUGUUAUCCAGGAAGAACGAGACGGCCGCUUCAUUGUGCGAUUCGUGAGCGAAAACUCCAAGAGAAUCAUUGGCUACACCCCGCAAGAGCUCUUCCGAAUGAACAACUUUCUCGACAUCUUCACUGAUGAACAGUCUGAGAAUCUACUGGACCAUAUCGAUUUCAUUAGGGAUGAGGACUCGGAUCCGGCCAUCAACGGCCCCGAGGUUUUUAGUCUCUCCAUCCGACUCCCCAAAGCCAAAACUUCCGUCAGGCUAUGGUGCGCAAUCCAUGUACACCCGUCAUGCCCGGAACUGACUAUCUGCGAGUUUGAACUCGACGACGACCACGAUUACCCUUUGCGACCUCCUGAGGAGGACUAUCCAGACAUUCCCGAAGAUACUUUACAAUCGAAUCCUACAACCGAAGAGCUCACUGAAAGCACAGCGAUUUCGAGCAAGCCAUUACGAGUCUUACGCAGUGCGCGUAGGCGAAGAGGCGAGGCAGGGGCAAUGCAAGUGUUUGAUAUUAUGAGCCAAGUACAGGAACAGCUGGCAAACGCUCCCAAUCUGGAAAAGUUUCUCAAGAUCUUGGUCGGCAUUGUUAAGGAGUUGACGGGCUUCCACCGGGUCAUGAUUUACCAGUUUGAUUCCUCGUUCAACGGCAAGGUCGUCACUGAGCUUGUCGAUCCGAUGCAAACAAGGGAUUUGUACAAGGGACUGCACUUCCCGGCCACGGACAUACCCAGCCAGGCGCGCGAGCUUUACAAGCUCAACAAGGUACGAUUACUGUACGAUCGAGAUGUCGAGAGCGCACGAAUCGUUUGCCGAACGCCCGAAGAUUUGGAGACCCCGUUGGACAUGACGCACUCUUACCUUCGUGCAAUGUCGCCAAUCCACUUGAAGUAUCUUGCUAACAUGGCAGUGCGCUCUUCCAUGUCCAUCUCGAUCAACGCCUUUGGCGACCUUUGGGGUCUGGUUUCGUGCCAUUCCUACGGGCCCAAGGGGAUGAGAGUCUCGUUUCCUAUACGAAAAAUGUGCCGGCUUAUUGGCGACACCGCCUCAAGAAACAUAGAGCGUUUAUCGUAUGCUUCUCGUCUUCAAGCCCGCAAGCUUAUCAACACAGUACCCACCGACAAGAACCCGUCAGGCUAUAUAAUCGCCUCUUCGGACGACUUGCUCAAGCUAUUCAAUGCCGAUUUCGGAAUGCUUUCGAUACGUGAAGAGACCAAAAUUUUGGGAAAGAUCGAGCAGUCACAGGAAGCACUGGCUAUGCUAGAGUAUCUGCGGCUGCGCAAGUUUUCUUCCGUGGUCACCUCGCAAGACAUCAAGAUCGACUUUCCCGAUCUUCGUUACCCACCAGGAUUUCAAGUCAUCGCCGGCCUUCUCUAUGUGCCCUUGAGCGUCGGUGGGAACGACUUUAUCGUCCUGUUUCGCAAGGGCCAGGUGAGGGAAGUGAAGUGGGCGGGUAACCCACACGAAAAAACAAUCCAAGCUGGUUCUGCCGCAUACCUGGAGCCCAGAAAGAGUUUCAAGGUCUGGUACGAGACGGUUAUUGGCAAAUCUCGCGAAUGGUCAGAGGAGGAAGUCGAAACCGCGGCAGUGCUUUGCUUGGUCUAUGGAAAGUUUAUCGAGGUUUGGAGGCAAAAGGAGGCAGCCCUGCGGAGCAGCCGUCUUACUCGUUUACUACUCGCAAACUCAGCACACGAAGUGCGCACGCCACUCAACGCCAUAAUCAACUACUUGGAGAUUGCACUAGAAGGUUCCCUCGAUCAGGAGACCAGGGACAAUCUUGCAAGGUCGCAUUCAGCCUCAAAGUCCUUGAUCUACGUUAUCAACGAUUUGCUCGAUCUGACCAAGACAGAAGAAGGGAAGGAUCUAAUCAAGGACGAGGUUUUCGAUCUGCUUGCGUGUAUACGUGAAGCUACGGAGCCUUUCCGGCAUGAUGCAAAGCGGAAGGGCAUCACGUACGAGGUCAUUGAGCACCCCGGGCUCCCUCGUUUCGUACAUGGAGACCAAAGACGAGUCCGACAGGCGGUCGCCAACGUCACAGCAAACGCCGUCAAACAUACGUCUGAAGGGUCUGUCAGGAUUGAGCUAUACGUGGCCGAAGUACAGGACAACCGAGCUCGCAUCGAUAUUGUGGUCCAGGACUCCGGCCAGGGCAUGAGCAACGCGCAGCUGGAUGCGCUUUUCAGAGAGCUUGAACAAGUUGACACGGACAUUGGAUCCGAAUCAUCUGACGACGACAAUUCGCAAAGCGGUAAAGCGCUUGGCCUGGGUCUUGCAGUUGUCGCAAGAAUUCUGCGAAACAUGGAUGGGCAGCUCCGGCUGAAGUCCGAGGUUGGGAAGGGAUCCAGAUUUGUGAUCCAAUUGCCCUUCGACCUUCCCGAGGAGGAAACAAGCCGAGAUACUGUGGGGGCUAGCAGUGGCAACACCGCGCAGCUAUCCCUCGGAUCUGGUACCGCCUCGGCCUCCGCUGCCUCUGUGACCCAUAUGCAGGACGGCGAAGUGAUGCUGGUCGACCGCAACAACGGCAGCUCAUGGUCUGUCAACAACGCGACUGGCUCGCUGGCGUCCAAGAAGAGCUAUGAUGACAGUCUAAGCAUCACAAGCAAAGGCAGCGGACGAAGCGCGCUCAGUGAUGCGGACAGGCUCAUUGACGCCAUCCAAAACCCUCUCACACUAGGCGAGCCCGAGCCAGAAAGCGUCGCUCGGCAAAGGAGGGACUCACGGGGUCCCUACUACAACCCAUCUUCCAGUCUUCUCGGAUCCUCCAAGGGGCGGUCGGUCAGUCCAGGGAGCCGAAAGCGACCAGAUGUUCCUACGCGGUCGCCAGCACCAGCAGCCCAAGGGGUGCAGUAUGUAACUGACAGUAGGGUUCCCAUCAAGCCGGUGAAGCUGCCAGACGAAAUGUUCGACAAGCCUGUGGUCCCACCGCAGAGCACGUCAAAGGUGCUCUUUGAAAUUAAGGAUGCCGUUGCGGAUAAGGCGAAAGCAGCAUCACCUGCUGUCAAGGAGCAACAGUCUGUGUCAUCACAACCGCCCGCCCCACCGCCCGCGCCCGCCAAAGAAGCCUCAACAAACAACAAGCUGCAAGUUCUGGUUGCCGAAGAUGACCCCAUCAACGUCAAGGUGCUGCGCAAGAGACUCGAGAAGGCUGGGUACAAAGUUACCCAUGCCUUGAACGGCGAGGAUUGCGCAGCAGUGUAUGAAGACAAGCCCGUGGUGUUUGACGUCGUCCUGAUGGAUAUGCAGAUGCCAAUCGUCGACGGUCUUACUAGUACCAAGAUGAUCCGCGCCUUUGAGAAAUCCAACCGGGACGGCAGCGGCCAACAGCUCUCCGACAUCGCCUCCGACCACGGCCGCGUCCCCAUAUUCGCUGUGAGCGCCUCCCUAGUCGAGCAAGAAAAGGACACGUACGUAGACGCCGGCUUCGACGGCUGGAUCCUCAAGCCCAUUGACUUUAAGCGCCUCGAGACCCUGCUGCAGGGCAUCACGGAUGAUCAAGUCAGGAAUGACGCGUUGUAUGUGCAGGGCCAGUGGGAGAGAGGUGGCUGGUUCGAAAAGAAAGGGAUGGGGAAUAUGGGGCAGGAACAGCAGGAAAAUCACGAGCAAUAACACAAGUAGAGGCAGGCGCAGAAGGAGCAAAAGGAACAAAAGGAACAAAAGCAGCAGCAGCGCAAAACUGUGGUAAAUGGUGGGCAACCUAAACCGGAGCCGAAGGAAAGUAUCGAUGCUCGAUGUUGUAACACGCCA
Molecule: messenger RNA, 4581 nt
Organism: Neurospora tetrasperma FGSC 2508
Lineage: Eukaryota; Fungi; Ascomycota; Sordariomycetes; Sordariales; Sordariaceae
Exons: 5
Coding region: 1-4443 (1480 amino acids)
Biological process (GO): phosphorelay signal transduction system; detection of visible light; regulation of DNA-templated transcription
Molecular function (GO): protein binding; phosphorelay sensor kinase activity
Source: RefSeq, a predicted model, not a curated record